Coprinopsis cinerea okayama7#130 is the source of this 1587-nucleotide messenger RNA. RefSeq names its product FLU1-II. The record is from RefSeq and is a predicted model, not a curated record. The transcript is spliced from 4 exons. The coding region runs from base 98 to 1495 and encodes 465 amino acids. Gene Ontology annotation, molecular function: glutamine synthetase activity. Lineage: Eukaryota; Fungi; Basidiomycota; Agaricomycetes; Agaricales; Psathyrellaceae.
GUCAAAUGAACAGAGAUUCUUCUGUCACCAGAAAUGCUCACAGAAUAUUUAAAGGUUGCCCAACGGUGACAAAUCCUGAUCCUGUUCAAAGGACGAGAUGACGCCCAUUGCCGUUCAACCAAUUUCGACUACGAAGGCUUCGCAUCCCAUCAUCAAGACCCUAAUAGAACAAGGAAUCGCUUUCGUUCGCGUCCAAUGGGUCGACCUCACCAAUCUAAUCAGAUGUCGCGUUAUACCGAUAUCCUCUUUCGAUAAGCUCCUCCAGUCCGAGCGACCAGCCAUAUCCAUUACCAAGGCCGUGCUUGGGUUGGUAGGCUACUGCGUUGCGGAGACCUUUAACGGUACCGGUGUAUGGUCCUACCUGUUCGACCUGACCUCGUUAAAGCUAUGCCCCUACGCUCCACGUCAUGCAAGUGUCAUGGGCUGGUUCCAUGAGGCAAGCCCUCCUCCAGCAAAAGACCUUGGGAUCAGCAUUUGCCCUAGAACCUUGCUCUCCAAAGUGGUGGCCAGCAUUCGACAAACUCAUUCCGUCGAUCUCUUGGUUGGAUUCGAGACAGAAUUUGUCUUGAUGAAUCCGGGAUCCCCGGGACCUGUUGGAUACCGCGCUUAUUCCACCACAUCUGCUCUGUACACUGGGCUCUCCGAAGCCGUCAUAUUGGAGGAAAUCGCUGAUGCGUUGCAAUCCUCUGGCAUCGAGGUGCAGAUGUAUCACGCAGAAUGUUCCCAGGGCCAAUACGAGGUCGUCACCGGCCCACUGCCUCCACUGCAGGCCGCAGACGCAUUGGUCCAUACUCGAGAAACAAUCUAUAACGUUGCCAACAAACACGGACUCCGAGCCACUCUCGCACCCCGCCCAUUCAAAGAGUCAGCGGGAUCCGCCAGUCACCUUCAUUUUUCCGUCCACUCCUCAGAAACCAACCUUCAAAAGACAGUUUCAAUUGACGGAGUCCAGCUUCGCCAAUGCGAGGCUUCAUUCAUAGCCGCUGUACUUGACCACCUCCCAUCUUUGGCGCUGUUGACCUGUCCCACAAUUUCUUCCUAUGGAAGGAUGGAAGACGGGAUUUGGUCUGGCGGUACCUACGCCUGCUGGGGUGUAGAACACCGAGAGACCCCGAUCCGCGUGUGCCAUCCCACUUCUCCGGCCGCCCGAAACUUCGAACUGAAGAUGAUCGAUGGCACCUCGAAUCCUUAUCUCGCCACCGCUGCUCUCAUUGCUGCAGGUUCGGAGGGCAUCCGCAAUCACCAAAAUUUAUCCCAAAGGCCGCUCCAGGGAGCUUCGAGCGCGAUCGAAAUGACGGCUUCGCAACGGGAAUCCUAUGGAAUCUCAAAGCGACUCCCACUCAACCUCCAAGAAGCUCGACAAGUGUUCCAAUCAAACACGUACCUGCGAAGGGUGUUGGGAGAAGGCUUCGUGAAUCCCUACUUGCAUGUUAACGACUCUUGGAACGCACACAUUUCCUCUCAAGGCGACGACAUCACCACGAAGAUAUAUUAAUUCGACCACUUCCUUGGAUGAAAUACAGUGUAUUUGGUCCUCAAGUCAAGUCCGUUACCCGCGCCCGUCGAAGUCACUUUUGCACCGAAGAC